Saccoglossus kowalevskii is the source of this 1440-nucleotide messenger RNA. RefSeq names its product transient receptor potential cation channel subfamily M member-like 2. Gene Ontology annotation, cellular component: plasma membrane. The record is from RefSeq and is a predicted model, not a curated record. NCBI's taxonomy places the organism in Eukaryota, Metazoa, Hemichordata, Enteropneusta, Harrimaniidae. Gene Ontology annotation, molecular function: ligand-gated calcium channel activity. Gene Ontology annotation, biological process: calcium ion transmembrane transport.
AUGGCAUUUGGUGUGGCAUGUGAGGCUUUAUUAUAUCCCAACCAUGAACCAUCACUCAUGUUAAUUCCUAAAGUAAUCUACAAACCAUACUGGCAGAUGUAUGGUGAACUUUUCUUAGAGGAAAUUGAAGGUCGCCUUGAUAAUGAGACAUGUCAAGCUGAACCUCGCUUGAAUGGUCACUGUCCACCAAUUUACAUAUUCCAGAAAGUAAAUGAUAAAUCUGAGACCAUUUGGAGAUUUUAUCGAUAUGAGUUGAUUUAUGAAUAUUUUGACAGACCAACACUAGUGCCACCACUGAUAUUUUUCAACCAUAUCUGGAGACUUUAUUGGUACAUUGUUAGUCGAUGUAGAGGAUCUCCUAACCCAUCUACAGAUUUCAAACUUAAACUUGAUGAGGAUGAAGUCUUGGAACUCAACAAUUUUGAGAAAAAACAAGUGGAUAACUACUUUAUCAAGAAACAAAAGAAUACUGACUUGAUCCCAGAAAUUCGAAUGCAGAAAACUGGUCAAAGACUUGAUCAAGUAAUGUUAGAACUUGAAGACAUCCGAGAGUCUGUCACUACUGGUCACUGGGGUGGCACUGGCCGUAUUAGCGAUUCAGCUGUCUCUUUACAGGAUGUGGCUCGUAAAGUGAUGUCAAGUCAGAGAUCACCAUCUGAAUCCUUUAUAUCAGGAUUGGCAACAGACAACACAGAUAGUAGAAAUGAUGAACUGAAAGAAAGAGUUGAAAAGCUAGAAGGCAAUAUGGAGAAUAUUAUCGAUCUAUUGAAUUCAAUUCAAACUACUCAACAAGAGAUGAUAAAAGUUGAGAAAGAGAAGGUUUUGAAAGAAGCUAAAGAAGUUCAUCAUGUGUAUUAUACGCAAACACCACAAACCAAGCAUUCAAAACACAAUCUCCAUGAUAAUGAGGAGCAACGACAGUUGCUGAGACUUGGGAGUUCCUUUGAGGGUGUGGACACCACAGAUCAUGCUGAGCCAGGACUAUCAGAGUCCACCUAUAAGAAGCUAAUACUACAGGGUUCAUUGCCAUUGUCUCCUGGAUCAUCACAUGCUGUUAGUAUUGACAAGGUAGACAGUGACUACCAGAGGCAACCACCACUGACUUACCGUGAACGACUUUUGCAAGGUUCUUUACCAACCUCCCCUGCAUCUACUGUUGAUGGUGAUUUAGAUACCGGCUUGACACAUCAGAAGAAAUUACACCGUCAUCCAACAUCAUCUUCAUUACCUCAUGCAGUUAGUACGGAAUAUGAACCACAAACCUAUCGUGACCAACUCCUUUAUGGUACUGCACCUAGUCUACCAUCUGAGGCUUGGCUGUCAAAAUCACGAAUCAAGCAAAAAGAAAAACCACCAUCACAGCUUUCAUAUCGAGAACAAUUGAUACACGGUUGUCCGAAAAGUGGUACAGAUGAACACCAUUCUGAUUCUAAUUUGUGA